Messenger RNA from Drosophila sechellia, 812 nucleotides. RefSeq lists its product as uncharacterized. Bases 42 to 194 code for a protein of 50 amino acids. NCBI's taxonomy places the organism in Eukaryota, Metazoa, Arthropoda, Insecta, Diptera, Drosophilidae. The transcript has a single exon. The record is from RefSeq and is a predicted model, not a curated record.
AGGGAAUCCCGCUGAGCUGAGCCGCAUUUUGAGCGCACUUAAUGUGGGAAAAUCGUCGUCACUUGUCAGUACACGCCCACCUCGAACAACCCCUGAUUCCCAUCAAAGUGUUAAAACCCAAUGAGCCCAUUGCCCACACAAUUGUUGCCAAUCUGGAGAUACUCUCAUCCCCAGAAGCGGAUUGCCCAUGCUAAUCGUCAGAUGCGUAAAACUCAAUGAACACUCAAGUGCCAGGGGUCCCAAAGCAGCUAAGAGGCUACUGAAAAAGAAAAAAAAACAAACAGCCAGACUACCAAGAUCGCGAACUCAUAAUCCUUUCAAUCCGAUCAUGAGAAACCGGGAUGGUAACCCUUUGUGGCAUUCAGGAUCCGACCUUUUGGAACCUACGCGUGCAGCCUCCGCAAAAAUUCCUUUGUGGACCAUUUAGUGAGUGCGGUUCUUCGGGUGUUUGGCCCAUUUGUGUCGGGGUUUGCCAUUCGCAACUCACAACUCGCAACUGAAACUCGACAAAUUAGGCCACUCAGCUUCCACGGACCAUUGUUCGCCUUUUAUCCUUUUUUCGGAUGCUUGUUUGCCCUUACUUCUUAAUGCUCAAGAUCAUAAUGUUUGCGUCGAAGGGUUGAUCUUGUUGAUCUCGUUUUUUACGUCGGAGAUCCCUCUACCUCUGAUAUGAUUUAUUUGUUUGUAUAUCUGCAGCGGACAGGGUUAUCUCGAUCUGGGACAGUCGAAUGCUGUUUAAGGACUGCCCUUUAUUUGGCUUGACUUUUGCACUCUCAUCUUUGGGAUGCUGCACGUGCCCAAAGAUUGCCAUA